Nicotiana tabacum (common tobacco) is the source of this 846-nucleotide messenger RNA. The record is from RefSeq and is a predicted model, not a curated record. Lineage: Eukaryota; Viridiplantae; Streptophyta; Magnoliopsida; Solanales; Solanaceae.
AUGCAAGAGGCGUGGUUGGUUAUAGGUGACUUCAAUAGUGUAUUAACUGUUGAUGAUCGAAUCAAUGGGCAACCUGUGCAACAAGCUGAAUUGAUGGAUUUUCAAAGAUUUAUAGCUGACACUGGUUUGGGACAACUUAACAGGAAGAGUUGCCAAUGGUCUUGGUGUAAUAAGAGGGAGGCAAAGCACAUGAUUUAUAGCAACAUCGACUGGGCCUUUGGCAAUGCCUUUUGGCUUACACGAUAUAGUAGUCUUGAAGCUAUAUUUGAAAAGCCUGGAGUAUCAGACCACUCUCCUAUUAUCAUUAACACAGAAGUUAGUCAGGCUAGGAACAUAAUUGAUUCUAUUUACAAUGAUCAAGGAUCUAGAAUCGUUGAGCCAGAACUGAUAGAGAAAGAAUUUACAGGAUUCUUUAAAUCUUUAUUGGGGAAGUCUGCUGCUGAAUUGCCAUGUAUUAUCAAUACAGCCAGAAAUGGACCUUGCCUCACUAAUGAACAACAAGGAGAGCUCAAUAGGCCAAUAACAGAAAAGGACAUAGAUCAGGCCCUCAAAGAUUUGUCUAAUGAAAAAGCUUUACUAGGUAUAGAUGGAUUUCCUGCUGAAUACUUUAAAACAAAUUGGGGUCUACUAGAAGUUAAACAAGCUAUACAAGAAUUCUUUGCAAAUGGGAAGAUGUUGAGGAGUAUUAACUGCACUAUAGUUACACUGGUUCCCAAAGUUAACAAUCCUACAUCUGUUAAGGAGUUUAAACCCAUAACAUGCUGCUCUAUAAUUUAUAAACUCAUCGUAAAUAUUAUAACAACAAAAUUAAAGACUGUGGUUGACUACAUUGUUGUGCCUUCUUAA